GCGGGCAGCGGUUCAACAGGUGGUGUGACAGCUCUCAGCAGCAGGCGGCUUGCUGAAUUUCCCAGUUCAUGCUGCCCUCGUCCGGGCUUUGACGCGAGAGAGCUGUCCAAGGGUCAGCGUUCAUCCGGCACUGGGAGGAUUGUUGCCUUGUCGGUCUCGCUGAUUCAGCACCUCCGCCUCCAGCCUCUGGAGCAGCAGCACCCAAUUGCCCGGGCACCAGGGCGGUCUGUAGGGACACGCCUCUGGGCGCGAAGGGCACCGUCUCGGUGGCACAGGCUCCGUCCUCAGACUCGUUCUUUUCCCCAGCCUGCACGUCGCUCUCGCUUUUUCCGGCAGCGAUGCCAGGUGGAAGCUGGCGGGGACUCCUGGUGGUGUCCGUUUUGACUUUUGUGGGCUCCUGAGAUGGCUUUUGGUCGAGGUGCCCCCCGAACCGCCCUGCCUUUCUCUUUUUUCCUCCCCUGAUUGGGGCAGCCUCCUCCGAAGGACCUUUCCGGCCAUUUGCAGCGAUGGACCUCCUGCAGAAAAGCAAAUACAACCAUCUGCGUAAUGACUCCCUCUCUUCCCUGGAAGAUGGCUCGGUGGCGGCAGAGGGGGACUCCCCCGUCGAGCCCCUGGGGGCCACCCUGUCCCUCCCCAGCUCGCUGUCCUCGUCGUCGCUCAGCCCGAUGCUGCCCCUCGGCGAACUCUCGUCCGAAUCGGAGGACAGCCCCACCACCCUCUGCUCUUUCUUCCCCAAGAUGGCCAACUUGAAGCUCGCCAACCCGGCCACCCUCCUCAGCCUUCGGGCCUUUUCCCGGGAGACGGGCGGAUCUGGGGAGCCCCCGCCCGGGCCGGCACCACCACCACCGCCUCCUCCUCCUCCUCUUAUUCUUCCUCCUGCUGCUCCUGCCUCUGCUCCGCUCCCAGACUCAGCCCGGACUCUCGGUCUCUGUUCCCAGGAUAUGAACAAGCUGAGCUGCGGCAAGAAGAUGCGGGUGGAAGGUGGCCAGCUCGGCGGAGACGAGUGGACCCGCCACGGCAGCUUUGUCAACAAACCCAGCCGGGGAUGGUGAACCAACAGUCGGCGUGCCGAGGGUCACGGAGGGCUAACCCUUCCUCUCCUCCCUUCCCUCCCUCAGUACAUGGGUUGCGUGGAGGUGCUGCAGUCGAUGCGGGCGCUGGACUUCAGCACAAGGACUCAAGUCACAAGGGAAGCCAUUGGCUUGGUGUGCGAAUCCGUACCCGGUGCCAAGGGAGCCGUCCGCAGGAGAAAGCCCUGUGGCCGGGCCCUCAACUCCAUCCUUGGCAAGAGCAACCUGAAGUUUGCCGGCAUGCCAAUCACCCUCACCAUCUCCACCAGCAGCCUCAACCUCAUGGCGUCCGACUGUAAGCAGAUCAUUGCCAACCACCAUAUGCAGUCCAUCUCAUUCGCUUCUGGAGGAGAUCCGGACACAGCGGAGUACGUCGCCUACGUUGCCAAAGACCCCGUCAAUCACAGAGCCUGCCACAUCCUGGAGUGUCCUGAGGGGCUGGCCCAGGACGUGAUCAGCACCAUCGGGCAGGCGUUUGAAUUGCGCUUCAAGCAGUACCUCAAGAACCCACCCAAGCUGGUCACUCCGCAUGACAGGAUGGCCGGCUUUGACGGCUCCGCGUGGGACGAAGAGGAGGACCCCCCGCCCGACCACCAGUACUACAACGACUUUCCCGGGAAGGAGCCCCCCCUGGGCGGCGUGGUCGACAUGCGCCUGCGGGACGGAGCCCCCGCGGCCCCCACGCCCAACCAUCUGGGAGCCACCUUGCCCGUCGGACAGAUGUCUGCUGGGGACUACGAAGCCCGGAAACCGCACGCGGCUCUGCAAGGGAGGGAGCGAUGCCCUCCCGGCCGUACGGAUCUCUUUGAUGACCCCUCCUACGUCAACGUGCAGAACCUGGAGAAGACAUGGCAGGGCGGUCCCGGGGCCAACGCCAACGGUAGCGCCCAGAAAGAUCUGUUUGACAUGAAGCCUUUUGAGGACGCCUUGCGCGGGCCGCCCCCUGUCCCGCCCGCCCAGCUGCUGGCCUCCAUGGAGGAGCAGCUCAGCCGGGAACCCUGGUACCACGGCCGGAUGAGCCGCAAAGAGGCCGAGAGGCUGCUUCAGAGCAACGGGGACUUCCUCGUGCGCGAGAGCACCACCACGCCGGGCCAGUACGUGCUGACCGGCCUGCAGAGAGGUCAGCCCAAGCAUCUGCUACUGGUCGAUCCCGAAGGCGUGGUGCGGACAAAGGAUCACCGCUUCGAAAGCGUCAGUCACCUCGUCAGCUACCACAUGGACAAUCGGUUGCCCAUCAUCUCGGCGGGCAGCGAGCUGUGCCUACAGCAGCCCGUGGAGCGGAGGUUGUGAGAAACAGGGCUGGGGGUUUGGAUGCGGGGGGGGGCACCUCUCAGCUUUCCCCUCCCUCCUCCCGGCCUCCCUCCAUCCCUCCCUCUCGCUGCUGCUGCUGCUGCU
This is a messenger RNA of Pogona vitticeps (central bearded dragon), 2465 nucleotides long. The record is from RefSeq and is a predicted model, not a curated record. Lineage: Eukaryota; Metazoa; Chordata; Lepidosauria; Squamata; Agamidae.